This is a messenger RNA of Nymphaea colorata (pocket water lily), 2540 nucleotides long. RefSeq lists its product as uncharacterized. Lineage: Eukaryota; Viridiplantae; Streptophyta; Magnoliopsida; Nymphaeales; Nymphaeaceae. The transcript has 15 exons. The record is from RefSeq and is a predicted model, not a curated record. The coding region runs from base 456 to 2441 and encodes 661 amino acids. Gene Ontology annotation, biological process: positive regulation of GTPase activity. Gene Ontology annotation, molecular function: GTPase activator activity.
CUUGCCGAAGUCGUCGAAAAAAGGGCGGGUUGGUGCGAUCCACCGGGUUGUAGAAAGCGAAGAGCAGAGGGUCAGCGAUGGUGGGCAGCCUCCUCCUCCGUCCUCCCUGGCCUCCUGUUUGAAGAUACGCAGGAGAGACUAAAACACUUGAGGGAGUUGGGCACGAACGCGCAACUGCGUAUGACGUUCAUUUCCCCUUCUCCACGACGCCAUUUCAUCGACAAACCGGCGAAAGGAAAUCUCUCUCUCUCUCUCUCUCUGUUUUCCAUAUCUUGGGUGGACUGAUUCACUAUAAAGGAGUGAUGGUCAAAUUGAAUCCAUAUGCUCUGUAAAGUCUCUGUUCGUCACGUCCCAUCCCAUGGAUUCAUCCUUGGUUUCCAAAGCCAAGACAGCCCUUCAUUCGGCUGCUGCCAAGGCGGAGAAGGUUCUUACCGAUAUCAAGGCGGACCUCAGAAAUGAUCGAGGAGAGGAGAAAUCAGUAUCUCUUUCGUGGAAAAACGCAGAGAAUGAAGAAAGAGUGCGUAAAAAAAAUUUCCGUUAUUCUCUACCAUCGUGCCUGUCUUUUUCUAGUCACUCAAGUGAAGCAAGAUUGGCAACAUUAUUUAAAAAGCAUAAGGAAAGGAAAAAAGACAGGUCCACGGGGAAAUCCUGCUACCUCAAAUCCUCUUGCCAAUGAUGAGUUCGUUAAUAAGAGCGGAAGCGACUGCAAUGUAUACGAUGAAAAUACAGAGAAAGGUCAUGCUAAAGAAAUUCGUCCCUCAAAAGCAUCGACCUCCAAUAUGAUGAUCCCAUCAACAGUCCUUAAGCAGUUGGCAACAGCUUUAGAGAAAGGCAAUAACUUCAAGUCCAUGAUGGAUAUCAUGACAUCUACUGCUGAACCUUCACAGAUCAAUGACAAGUUAGUCUUUGUUCCUAGUUUUUCUGUUGUGAAGUCACUUGUACUUCGUGAUAAGGAUGGCAAGUCAUUUCCUGAAAUUAGCUUUGACGAGGUUGCUUCUUACAUUCAGCAAUUAUUUGGGACAGAACCCCUUCAUGAAAGCAAAGUUGCUUAUGGCCCUUUGAACCAAUCUAUGACCUACUUGCCAAGGGAAAUCCAUGGUGCUCCCCCUGGAAGCUUUGUUGUUCGACUCUCUGAAAUUAUGGGGAGCAUCAGAUGUCUACAGAAAAUGGGAUUAUUUUGGAUGGCCAUCAUUGCUGAGCUUAGGAGAUUCUGGUCGGAGGGCCAACCUGUACCUUUAUUACCACUGGAUGAGACCCCUGACUUGAAUUUCUGCCUUCUGCAUCAACACCUUCAAGCUGUUAAUUGUUGUAUUGCAAGGAAAAGGCGCCGAUUUGAGGCCAUCACCUCUUUGCAAUGUACAAUGGAGAACCUUAAUGCAGACUCCGACAACCUGGUUGUAUCUUCUUCAACAAUAUGUUCAAAUUCGUCUGCCCUUUUUGCUAGGCUUAGCAAUGGGAAUCUUAUCCUCCGUCUUGGUGCUGCUCAUCCAUCCCAAGAUUUGACAUUGUUAGAAACUGGUGAACCUAUGUAUUCUCCUGUAACUCAGGAGGGACCAAUUUUUACUGAAGAUCUUAUUAGAGAAAAUGAGGAAUUUGUGAUACGAACAGGAAGUGUUGGUGCUGCAUGUUCUCAACUUUUGUCUGACAUGCAGUCAUUUAAGGCUGCAAAUCCGGGCUGUAUUUUGGAAGACUUUGUCAGAUGGCAUUCACCACCAGAUUGGAUUGAAUGUGAGUCAAAUACUUCUACUGGAAACACAUCCGAUGGGGAAGCAAAAUGUAAACAAGGACAGUUAAGCAUAAGAAUGAAAAAAGAAGGCAACCUCUGGCGUGAACUGUGGGAAAAUGCCAAACCUGUUCCUGCUGUUAAUCAAGCACCAUUAUAUGAUGAGGAUUUGGCAGUGGAUGGCAUUUUUAACCUUUUAGAAGAAAUUGCACCGGCGGACAUCUUCCAACAGCUCCUUGUUGCCGCUCUGAGUGCAGGAUUUGCAAUUGCUGAAACUGCAAUCCCCAUAGAUAGUGAAUCUGCAAACCUUUUCAAUGAGAGCAAACAAUACGUGAUCUCGACAUGCCAGUAUGAGUUAAACAGCGAGAACAUUGAUAAUCUUUGCCAGGUGUAUGCAACGGUGGAGACACUACUAGCACACCCAGAAGCGGCUAUAACUACCAAGAAGCCAGAUAACAGAAUCAAUAGCGAGCUUAAGCGUCGGUUUGAAAAGUUUAACCUGAAUUUUCCGGGUAAAAACAAGCCCUUCUUUGGGAAACCAUCUGGGAAAGACAAGGGUCUGACUUCUGAUGACAGCCAACCCCGCCGGCUUGCUCACUUCUUUGAUCCAAGAUCAUCUCUGUUCAUGAAGAAAUCAGCACAUGCAAGUGCCCCAGCGGCAGCAGCAUCCGCUGCCGAACCUUUGUCCUCCGAUGAGAACGAGUGGACAAUUGUAUAAAUCAUUCCGGUCUAUGCAAAGGCCGCAUAGACCAUUGUAAUAUAACCUGACAAUUCAUUGUUAAUUAUUUCAUAAUAUGAAAAUUUAUGUUCAAUUGUA